AUGUUCCCUGCGCAGGACGAGGCCGACAGGACGGUGUUUGUAGGAAAUUUAGAGGCCCGGGUGCGGGAGGAGAUUCUUUACGAGCUGUUCCUUCAGGCUGGGCCACUAACCAAAGUGACUAUAUGCAAAGACAGAGAAGGAAAGCCGAAGUCUUUUGGAUUUGUUUGCUUUAAGCACCCAGAAUCAGUAUCUUAUGCCAUAGCUUUGCUGAAUGGAAUUCGUUUAUAUGGAAGACCAAUUAAUGUGCAGUAUCGAUUUGGGAGUUCUCGCUCCUCUGAACCAGCUAGCCAAAGUUUUGAGAGCUGUGUUAAGAUAAAUUCACACAGCUACAGGAAUGAAGAAAUGGUGGGAAGAUCUUCCUUUCCCGUGCAUUUUUUUCCAAUCAAUAAUACUUCUUUACCUCAAGAAUAUUUUUUCUUUCAGAAUAUGAUGAAUAUCUUUUUGUCACAGCAGUGGUAUGUACAAAAUCCAGUGCUACAGCUCCCAUACUAUGAGAUGACUGCUCCCCUCCCGAGCAUCGCGGCUGGGUCUUCCUCACUAAAUCAUGUCCCAGGUUUGGAGGCUGGACCCAGUUCGUAUGAAUGGACUCACCAACAACCAGGUGACUCUGACCUUUAUCAGAUGAAUACACGGAAGAGACAAAAGCAAAACAGUGAUAGUGAUAGUAGUACAGAAAAUGAUAGGGGAAACGAAUAUAACCAAAAAUUCCAGAAAUGUAAGAAGAAGAAAAGAUACUAG
Messenger RNA from Castor canadensis (American beaver), 738 nucleotides. Lineage: Eukaryota; Metazoa; Chordata; Mammalia; Rodentia; Castoridae. The record is from RefSeq and is a predicted model, not a curated record.